AUGUUUCCUGGAGAGUCAGAGGAGUGGACAGAUGGUUUCGGUGGGCGUCUCGACGGCACGCCGGCUGAGGGCAAGGGCAAGGCCAAGAGGAAAAGAGAGCCGCUGGAAGUGGAGCCACCGAACUUCCCCAUGAAGUUUGGUGGUGGCCAGAAACGCAACCGGCACGAUUUGGAACUCAAAGGGCCUAAUGGCACCAUCGGUGUGUCGUAUGCGCAACGAGAAGAUCACACUCUCAGCGUGGAUAAAAGACAGAACGAAAUACGAGAAGCAGCUGGACAAGGCAGACCAGCCCGGAGCGUAAAGUCGUUCAACACGGGGAGGGUUCGGUCAAACGCGGAGGCCGAGCUCAAACUUCUCGACUGGAUCAACGAUGUUUGUUCGGAAGCCAUCUCUGCCCGCGUCUCUACAAGGAUGAUCAAGAACAAGGCGGUAUCGCUUAACUCGCUUUGGUUCGGCCCGAGGCCUGCAGCGAACGACCUGGAGGGCAGAAUAAAGUACCGCAACAAGCAAACUCACUGGUGCAGGAGGUUUCUCAAGAACCGGUUGUCAUUCCGGGCGGUUACCAGGUAAGGCCAAAACAUCCCUUUCGGGUGGCCUGCGAUUGCCAUGAAAGCCGUCAAGGAAUUGAGGGCGCUUCGUCACGGAGGAAUCGACGGUGGGGGAGGAUGAGGCACGGGGGGGGCAGCGGGCAGUGCGCCUUCGAAGCCACCUCUGUUGUUCAAGGAGGAGCAGAGCUACAGCAUGGUUGAAACUGCUGUGUGGAUGGAGGUCGCUGGCACGUCGACCGUGGCGGUGAGUACAAAUAGUGUUGCUUUAAAUCAUGUGCCUGUCGUCGUUUCUGGGCAUUCCGUGCAAACAGUGGGCAUUUUGAUGCCAUAUUUCUUGCCGUAUACCUACUCAGUGUCCAGCCAGUAUGGCUAGACGACGCUGGUAUUGUGCUUAUGCCGCGUUAGAAGAAUUUUCGUAUCAUUCGCUUCCAUCAUCACUGUACUGCAAAACUGACAUGUUUGUGCUUGAAGAGCUGUCAUCCUCAUCUACAAAAUGGACUUUUUUCGUCGCCUCUGCU
Ectocarpus sp. CCAP 1310/34 is the source of this 1066-nucleotide messenger RNA. The record is from the annotation of a GenBank genome assembly. Lineage: Eukaryota; Phaeophyceae; Ectocarpales; Ectocarpaceae.